Brassica napus (rape) is the source of this 1282-nucleotide messenger RNA. Its product is annotated as putative nuclease HARBI1. The coding region runs from base 1 to 1269 and encodes 422 amino acids. The record is from RefSeq and is a predicted model, not a curated record. NCBI's taxonomy places the organism in Eukaryota, Viridiplantae, Streptophyta, Magnoliopsida, Brassicales, Brassicaceae. The transcript has a single exon.
AUGUCUUCCUCAUCAAGUGAUGAAGUUGAUGAAGCUUUAGAAGAAAUGGUUGACCAAGUAGUUGAUAAUUUCAUCGACUCAGUGAUUCAUGCUCACCCCAACAAGCACAAAAGACGGGCUUAUAUCGAAAGAGAUCGGGAACAAGGACACAAUCGGCUAUGGAACGAUUAUUUCAAGGAAAAUCCUACAUAUCCACCGGAAAUGUUUAGGAGGCGUUUUCGAAUGAACAAGCCUUUGUUCCUCCACAUUGUCGAACGUGUAAGUAAUGAAGUUCCAUACUUUCAGCAAAGACGGGAUGCUUGCGGAAGGAAUGGGCUAUCUGCACUUCAAAAGUGUACCGCAGCUAUACGUAUGCUGGCAUAUGGUCAAUCGGGAGAUACAUAUGACGAAUAUCUCCGACUUGGUGACAGUACAUCACGUUUGUGUUUGGCAAAUUUCACUGAUGCAAUAAUAGAAUUGUUUGGAAAUGAGUAUCUACGAAAACCUACAGCCGAGGAUCUUCAACGCUUACUCGAUGUUGGAGAGGUACGGGGGUUUCCGGGGAUGAUAGGCAGCAUCGACUGCAUGCAUUGGGAGUGGAAAAACUGUCCAACGGCUUGGAAAGGUCAGUUCACACGGGGUUCAGGAAAGCCGACAAUUGUCUUAGAAGCCGUGGCAUCACAAGAUCUUUGGAUAUGGCACGCAUUUUUCGGCUUACCAGGUACACUCAACGAUAUCAAUGUUCUCGAUCGGUCACCGGUUUUUGAUGACAUCUUACAUGGUCGAGCACCUAAAGUUAAGUUCAAGGUCAACAACCACACUUAUCGUAUGGCCUACUAUCUUACUGACGGAAUUUAUCCAAACUGGUCAACAUUUAUCCAAUCCAUCCCACUUCCUCAAGGUCCUAAAGCCGAGAAAUUUGCACAAAAGCAAGAAUCCGCCAGAAAAGAUGUCGAACGGGCUUUUGGAGUAUUGCAGUCGAGGUUUGCAAUUGUUAAAAACCCAGCUCUACAAUGGGACAAGGAAAAGAUAGGAAAGAUAAUGAGAACUUGUGUCAUAUUGCACAAUAUGAUUGUAGAGAACGAACGACACGGAUACGCUCAAAUAAAUACUUCUGAGUUCGAAUCAGGAGAGUCAAGCAGAAGUUCAAAGGUGACAACCAGAGAAAGUAUUCAUGCCGGUGAUAUGUUAGCCAUGCGCAGAGAAGUCCGAGAUCAAGAGAAGCAUGCUCGUUUGAAAGCUGAUUUAAUGGAAAAUAUUUGGCAAAAGUUUGGUGAUGAAGAUGAAUAAACUUUGUUUGUUU